Triticum turgidum subsp. durum (durum wheat) is the source of this 1581-nucleotide messenger RNA. Lineage: Eukaryota; Viridiplantae; Streptophyta; Magnoliopsida; Poales; Poaceae. The record is from the annotation of a GenBank genome assembly.
AUGCACCCGCUUGCCCUGUCCUCCAGCUCGCUCCUCCGCCUCAUCAAGUCGCUCUCGCCGGCGGCGCCGGGGGCGCUCCUGUCGGCCGCCGCCAUCCACUGCCUCCUCCUCAAGCCGGGGCUCCUCCACGCCGGGGCGCACCUCCCCACGGCCCUGCUCACGGCUUACGCCGCGCUCGGCCGCCCGGCCCACGCGCGGGCUCUGUUCGAUGAAAUGCCCGACCAGGGCCUCGUCGCGCGCACCGCCAUGGCGCGGGCGCACGCGGCGACCGGGCAGCCGGCCCAGGCCCUCCGGGUGUUCCGGGGCAUGCUCGCGGACGGCCUCGCCCCGGACAACGUUGCCCUGGCCGUCGCGCUGGCCGCGUGCCACUCUCGCACGCUGGCCGCGGGAAGGAUGGUCCAUGCUUUCGUCGUCGUCAGCGGCAUCGAGCCGGACAUGUUCGUCUCUACCCAGCUUGUGAGAGUCUACGGGGAGCGCGAGGAGCUCGCGGUCUCCAGGAGGGUGUUCGACGACAUGCCGGCGAAGAGUGCCGUCGCCUGGAACACCAUGGUGCAUCAGUAUGUCAGGAAUAGACAUGUGGAGGCUGCGUACCAGCUCUUUCUUGCCAUGCCGAGGAGGGAUGUGGUGUCGUGGAACACGGUGAUAGCAGGGUAUUGCCUGGUCGGCCGGUGCAGGGAGGCGCUAGGCUUGUUCCGCCAGAUGGUGUCUCCGUCCUCAUGCCCGGUGCACCCGAAUGGGCCUACAAUGUCCACUGUCCUUGGUGCAUGUGGAGCUGCAGGGUGUUUGGAGACUGGGAUUUGGGUCCAUGCGUAUAUUGACAAGAAUCGGAUGAAUCACAAUGGCACACUGGAUAGAUGCUUGAUAGACAUGUACGCCAAAUGUGGAAGCAUUGACACGGCCUUGCAGGUGUUUGAGAAGGCACCUGGGAAGAGGGACCUCUACUCAUGGACAACAGUGAUUUGUGGACUAGCGAUGCAUGGUCGUGCCGCUGAUGCCUUGCGGAUGUUUCACAUGAUGCAAGAUGGUGGUAUGCGCCCUGAUGAUGUUACUCUCGUCGGGGUCCUGAAUGCGUGUGCACAUGGAGGACUAGUGGACCAAGGCCUUGACUACUUCUACUCCAUGCAGGAGAAAUAUGGAAUCACACCCAAGAUUGAACACUAUGGCUGCAUGGUCGAUCUUCUCGGCCGCGUCAGGCGAUUGGCAGAGGCAUAUAGGAUGAUAAAGACAAUGCCAAUGAAACCUAACAUGGUGAUAUGGGGAGCCUUCCUGAGCGCAUGCAAAGUCCAUGGCAGCUUGGAGCUUGGCGAGAUUGCGGCGGCGGAAGUUACCAGGUUGGAUCCGGAUGACCCUUGGGCAAGGGUGAUGAUGUCCAGCAUGUACGCAAAAGCCCAGAACUGGAGCGGCCUCGCCAGGGAGAGGAGGGAAAUGAACAGCCUGCGGAUGAAGAAAACUCCAGGGUGCAGCUCGGUCGAGCUUGACGGUGAGGUGCAUGAGUUUGUGGCCGGUGGCAGCCAGCAUCCUCUGCAUGCUGAGAUUUGUACUGUGCUGGAGUGUGUUGAGGCGCAGUCACAUACAGGUUGA